Molecule: messenger RNA, 1665 nt
Organism: Engraulis encrasicolus (European anchovy)
Lineage: Eukaryota; Metazoa; Chordata; Actinopteri; Clupeiformes; Engraulidae
Gene: ckmt2b
Product: creatine kinase, mitochondrial 2b (sarcomeric)
Exons: 10
Coding region: 211-1461 (416 amino acids)
Biological process (GO): phosphocreatine biosynthetic process
Cellular component (GO): mitochondrion
Molecular function (GO): creatine kinase activity
Source: RefSeq, a predicted model, not a curated record
GCUAAGGCCCGGCGCUGGUUCAUUCCUCGGUGCACGCUGGGCUGUGUAGCUUGGAACGACUUCUCUUACUGUCUCUGACUUACUGACCAAGUGUCUCUCCUCUCCUCCCUGAGGACUUAAGGGACCCGUCGCUGCCUCUAUCGCCUCUGAUCCCCCUCUCUUCUCUUCUCCUCUUGCAAGGUCCGUUGUUGGGACAACUGUCCAGUCAAGAUGGCAAGCACCUUCACACGCCUGCUGGCUGGCCGCAACACGGCUGUGAUGCUGGCCAGCCUCGGUGCCUCCACCCUGGCCGGUGGCUACCUCAUGUCCGACAACAGCCUCGUCGCUGAGGCCAGGACAAAGCUUUACCCUCCCAGUGCCGACUACCCAGACCUGCGCAAGCACAACAACUGCAUGGCACAUGCCUUGACUCCAGCCAUCUACGGCCGUCUGAGGGACAAGAAGACCCCGCAGGACUUCACCCUGGACCAGUGCAUUCAGACUGGGGUGGACAACCCCGGGCACCCCUUCAUUAAGACUGUGGGCAUGGUGGCAGGAGACGAGGAGUGCUAUGAGGUGUUUGCUGAGCUGUUUGAUCCAGUCAUCAAAGACAGGCACAAUGGCUAUGACCCACACACAAUGAAGCACCCCACUGAUCUUGAUGCUUCAAAGCUCACCUCUGGGAUGUUCGACGAGAAGUACGUCCUGUCGUCUCGCGUGCGUACGGGCCGCAGCAUCCGUGGCCUGAGCCUGCCCCCGGCCUGCACCCGCUCAGAGCGUCGGGAGGUGGAGCGCGUGACGGUCAUGGCCCUCUCCGGCCUCAAGGGAGACCUGGCCGGGCGCUACUACGGCCUCUCCGACAUGACUGACGACGAACAGCAGUCACUCAUCGAUGACCACUUCCUGUUUGACAAACCCGUGUCCCCACUCCUGACUUGCGCAGGGAUGGCUCGUGAUUGGCCAGAUGCCAGGGGAAUCUGGCACAACAACGAGAAGACCUUCCUGAUCUGGGUCAAUGAGGAGGACCACACUCGCGUCAUCUCCAUGGAGAAGGGAGGCAACAUGAAGAGAGUCUUCGAGAGAUUCUGCAGAGGCCUGAAGGAGGUGGAGAGGCUGAUCCAGGAGAGAGGCUGGGAGUUCAUGUGGAACGAGCGCCUGGGCUACAUCCUCACCUGCCCCUCCAACCUGGGAACUGGCCUGAGGGCCGGAGUGCACGUCAAACUGCCCAUCCUUAGCAAGGAUGCCCGCUUCCCCAAGAUCCUGGACAACCUGCGGCUACAGAAGAGAGGCACAGGCGGUGUGGACACCGCUGCCACCGGCGACACUUUCGACAUCUCCAACCUGGACCGUCUGGGCAAAUCUGAGGUGGAGCUUGUGCAGAUGGUCGUUGACGGGGUCAACUACCUGAUUGACUGCGAGAAGAAGCUGGAGAGAGGCCAGGACAUCAAGGUGCCCCCUCCUCUCGUCAUGUUCAAGAAAUAAGCGAACGAUAGACAGCAAGAGAUAAGCGAGAGAACGAGAGAGAGAGAGAGGCCCUAACCUCACCUCACCUCACUCCACCUGCAGCCUACAUACAUAAGCCCCCCUGAGGAUGCCCCGUCCUCCUUCCUUCCCCCCAUUCUCCACCACCACAAUACUGAAGGUCUUACUUGAACUCAAUAAACAAUCCUACUGGAAAAAAAACUU